Messenger RNA from Tripterygium wilfordii, 1561 nucleotides. Its product is annotated as F-box/kelch-repeat protein At5g43190-like. Lineage: Eukaryota; Viridiplantae; Streptophyta; Magnoliopsida; Celastrales; Celastraceae. The transcript has a single exon. The record is from RefSeq and is a predicted model, not a curated record. Gene Ontology annotation, molecular function: protein binding. The coding region runs from base 139 to 1302 and encodes 387 amino acids.
UAUUGAAUUACUCCCAUAUAAGGAGUUUUUUCUCCCCUUUUCUAUCUGUUUGGCCAAAAUUUAUUGAUAAAGAUCAACAGAUUGCUUUCUCUCUUUGCUACUUCCACUUCUUCUUCUGGAGAGGAGCUGUUAACACAAAUGAAACGAAAAGGCCUAUCAAUCAAGCCCAUAAGCUUCCAAUCUUCACUGAAGACAGCAGAAGGACCUGGAGCCAAAUGUCCGGGUGGGCUGCCGGAAAUGGAUCCGGAGAUAUGGAGUCGGUUGCCGGAGGAGGUACUGGAGCACAUCCUCUCCUUCUUGCCUCUCAAAACAGUGAUGAAUUUGAGGUCAACUUGUAAGAAUUUCAAGUCUCUAAUAUACUCUCCUUCUUUUGUGUCUAGACACUCUUCUUCCUCUUCUUUCUCUUCUUUUCUUUUGCUGUCUCACCCUCAAUGUCACGGUCAUUUUCCUCUCUAUGACCCUAGCCUUGGCACCUGGCGCAAUUUAGCUCCUUCGUUCUCUAUUUCAGUAUCCGGAGCUGCACCAUCGACUCUGCUUUCGUCUUCGAAUGGGUUGUUCUGCUUCUCUAUCCCCAAUUUGUCUUCCUUCCUUGUGUGCAAUCUUCUGGCCAAAUCUUCAAGAAUUAUUGAGUUCCCAUCAUACCCUUUUGGAUUUGAGUUGCUCACUUUGGUUUCUACUUCAUUUGGGUACAAAAUCUUCAUGAUCUGCACUCAGUCUUCGUGUAAUCAAGCUUUUAUUUAUGACUCAAGGACCCAUUCUUGGCAAAAUUUUGAUCGGUUUGAUCCAAUUCUAAGUGCUAAUUAUUAUCAAGAAGGUGUGUACUUUAAAGGGUCUUUGUAUUUUACCACUUCAGAGCCAUUUUCAGUAGUGUGCUUUGAUCUGGAAAAUGGGGUUUGGGAGAGGUUAGAAACUAAUUUGCCCAGUGACCUUACAUUUGUGAGGCUUGUGAGUGAUGGGGAAGAGAAAUUAUGUAUGGUUGGAGGGAUUGGAAGAAAUGGGAUUUCAAGGAAUAUGAAGUUGUGGGAAUUGGAUGAUGAAAGAAAUUGGAUUGAAGUGGAGAGUUUGCCGGAGUUGAUGUGCAGGAAAUUCAUGUCUGUUUCUUACCACAACUACGAGCAUGUCUAUUGCUUUUGGCAUCAGAAUACAAUCUGUGUGUGCUGCUAUACUUGGCCAGAGAUAUUGUAUUACAAGGUGUCAAGGAGGACUUGGCAUUGGUUGCCUAGAUGCCCUUCAUUGCCUGAGAAGUGGAGCUGUGGUUUCAGGUGGUUUUCUUUUGUUCCAGAGUUGUAUGCCUUAGCUUGAACUGGGGUGUCCUAUUAUCUGUCCUAUUGUCUGAAUUGAUGCUUGUCCUGGAGUAGUUGUAUUUAUCUUAAAAGGAUAUCUAUUAGUAUUGUUUGUCUGGUUCACUUUUCUUUUUCUUUUUGUUUUUUUUGUCUUGUGUAUAUACUGUUGCUUAGCAGUAGUCUGAAAAUUUCAAUUCCAUUUCCUUGUGUAAACAAAUCUAUCAUAAGUUUUCUUUCCUGGAGGAUAUAAUGAAUUGGGCGCCCUUGCCCAUUCUCCA